This is a messenger RNA of Darwinula stevensoni, 2022 nucleotides long. The record is from the annotation of a GenBank genome assembly. Lineage: Eukaryota; Metazoa; Arthropoda; Ostracoda; Podocopida; Darwinulidae.
AUGGAGACCCGUCAGAAGCGAGACGGUGCUGUGAAUGUUCGCGAGACUGUGAAAUUUUCGGCGGAACAAAAACGAGUGAUCCUCCUGUACCAUUUUCGGAGCGUGGUGGCAGCUACAAUACCUGAAAUGGAGGGAGAUUCCUUUGAAGAUGUUGAGAAAGAAGAGCUACGGAAACAAAUUGAAGAAUUGAAGGAGACCUUGGAAGAUAUGAAUCGGAAGAAGCUUUCUGAAGAGAAUCGCAUUAGGCAGGAACUCUCUGAAAUCUUUUUUAAUAGGAUGAAUGACCUUCAUGCACAGCGAAGAGUAUCAUCCAAUCGACACAGGGAUAAUGAAUUGUUGGUGGUUGAAGUCAAAGCAGAGCUGGAGCUUGAGAGAGAGAAAGCUGAAGCUUUGAACGAAGAACUGGAAGAGUUGAAGAAAGAGAAGAUGGGAAUGCUCGUGGAGAUGCAGACUCUAAGGGAUGAGGAGCUGGAAAAGACAUUGAAGUCUGGAGUGACAGACUACAUGAAGCUCAUUGAUCUGAACCAUGACUUGAAUGAGGCAAAUGAGAAGUUAGAAGCAGAGAACUUCACCCUUCAUGAGGAAGUAGCUGAUCUUCGAGCUGAACUUGAGGCCCUCCGAGACACUCAGGGGAAUGAAGAUGAGGAGGAGACAGACUCUGUCAAGAGUGAGGAUCAAACAUCUACCAAGAAGAAGGAUGAUCUUCUUACAGAGCUUCAGCUAACAAAGAAACAACUCUCAGAUUCUCAAGCUGAGUGUCAAGUGAUUGCUAGCAACUAUGCUGCUCAUCUCCAGGAAGCAAACAAAAACCAGGAAGAAAUGCAGGAGAAAAUAGACCUGCUGGAGCAGGACUAUGCAGAGGCACUGCAGAAGUUGGAGUUGGUGCAACGAGACCAUGAAGGAGAGAGUAUGAAGGAAAUUGAAGAGAAACUCCAGACUAUGGAGAAGGAGAAGCUUGAGUUGAAGGCAGAAGUGAGAGAUUUGCAGCAAAAGUUGAAGAACAGUAAUGACAGUAUCACUGAACUCCAAGCACAGCAAAUCCAGGUGACUUUGGCUUUAGAAUUGUCAAAGAAGGCCAAAGAGGAAUUGGAAGAGAAGGUGAAUGAUAUUCAACAACAAUAUCAGGAAAUUAUGAAGAAUAUGGAAGAGGAACUCAAAAAGUGUUCCAAGCAGAAGCUAGAUUUGGAAGUCAAGGCAAAGGAUCUGGAAGAGACCAUGAUGGCCAAGGUUCAACAUUAUACAGAAUUACAGGCAGAACAUGCAGAGGUGCUCUCAAAGCUGGAUUCUGCAAUUAGGACUGCUGAUGAGUUACAAAAAAGGACUGAUGCUGAUGAAGGCCAGCAUAAGGAGAUGUUGAAGAAUCUUAAAGAGACAGUCAAGGAGUAUGCAAAGAUGAAUCAGGAGUUGGAUUUCAAAGUGAAGAUGCUGGUGGAGGAAAUUACACGCAAGGAUCAGCAAAAUGCAGAUCUUCAAAAAGAACAUGUGAAGUUGGAGCAUGAAAUGGAGAAAGUAAAGGAGGAAAUGGGGAUUCAGAAAAAGGAGGUCCAAGGCCUCCGAGCUGCACGAAAGGGAGAUCGUGAACUCCAAGAAGUGUUGCAGAAAAAGAUAGAAGAACGGGAAGAGGAGAUUGGAAGUAUGGAGAGAGAUUCCAAGAAAUCUUGUGCUGCUUUACAGGACCUGUACAAAACCCUGGACUCCCUCAAUAUGGACAAUCAGAAGCUUCAAUCUGAAAACACCAGCUUGAGGUUACGGCAGGAACAACUUAUGUCUGAUAUUGAGCAAAAGAAGAAAGAAGUUGAUGAAGCCAAAAUUGAGAUUCGGAGGUUAAGAAGCAAAGAGGUACCAGGUGCAAGCAUGGUGAAGGAGACACCAAUGUCAAAACCAAAACGAGGAAGAGCCCGUUUGGCAACCACUGGAUCCAAACGCAAGCAUCCUGUUACUCCUCCACAACCAUCACAGCACAUAGUUGAAAAUAUCCUGUGGAUUCCCAGAUCUGAACUGAGCAUCUUGGAGCAGCGAUGA